This is a messenger RNA of Fulvia fulva, 618 nucleotides long. RefSeq names its product Cytochrome P450 monooxygenase bsc11. The coding region runs from base 1 to 618 and encodes 205 amino acids. The record is from RefSeq and is a predicted model, not a curated record. Gene Ontology annotation, molecular function: iron ion binding; heme binding; oxidoreductase activity, acting on paired donors, with incorporation or reduction of molecular oxygen. Lineage: Eukaryota; Fungi; Ascomycota; Dothideomycetes; Mycosphaerellales; Mycosphaerellaceae. The transcript is spliced from 2 exons.
AUGUCGACCCGCUGCCUCAUCAAGCUCUGCGAGUAUCCCGAGAUCGCGCAGCAGCUCCGCGAGGAGAUGACAGCCGUACUUAAAGCAGACGGCUGGGCCAAGACUUCCCUAUACAAGAUGAAACUCUUAGACUCCUUCCUGAAAGAGGUCUCGAGGGUGUGCCGCACGGGGCACACGACUAUGGGCCGCUACGUCAAGUCGCCCGUCACCCUCUCCAACGGCGCCAUCCUCCCCGCCAACAGCCUAAUUCCAGUCGUGGACGACCGACCAUUAGACUCAUCUUACUACCCCGACCCCGAAACCUUCGACGCCCAUCGCUACCUGAAGCUGCGCUCCCAACCAGGCCACGAGAACCUCCAUCAGUUCGUAGCGCUCUCUACCGACAACAUGCUCUUCGGACAUGGACAGCAUGCGUGCCCGGGUAGAUUCUUCGCGAGCAAUCAGAUCAAGAUCCUGCUCUGCUUUCUGCUACUGAAGUACGACUGGAGGUUCGCGCCGGGGUAUGAGGUGCCGAAGGAUACGGAGGUUGAGCAACAGGUUAAUACGCCGAUGCAUUUGGAGGUGCAGGCGAGGAGGAUGGAGGGGGAGAUUGAUUUGUUGGAGCCGAAGGAGGUGUAG